AUGACAGGUAAACAAGGAGCUGCGGUGCUAUCGGAAACGUUGAAUAUAUCCAAAACGUCCUCUAUCGGUGCUAACGGAGGGAAUAACAGCCUGCACAAACAAUCAAAGAACAGCGCCACGCACCCUCCCAGAUGCACGGGAUUCGGGAUACAGGAGAUUUUAGGGCUGAAUAAAGAGCCUUCGGCGGCCCCGAGGAGCGCCUUGCAAUCACUGCCAGUUGGGGCGCAUCUGCUUGCCGCCAGGUCAAUGCUUGGCCCCACUGGUGUAGGAGUUGGGAUGGGAUUAAUUGGGCCUGGAGGGAUUCCAUUCUACAGGCAACCAGCGUUUUUGGAGGUCCUGCAAGAUGCGCAAAACGUUCACCUGCAGCCCCACAACAGAACUGUGGGACCUCUGGACCACAGCCAGUCCGCCAGUUCGGGUAGGAAUUGCAGUCGUUGUCAUUACAUUAAAGACUUAAAAUAUACAGUUGUAUUAUUAUUAUUAUUAUUAGUAGUAGUAGUAGUUAGCCUAGUUAUUAUUAUUAUUAGUAGUAGUAGUAGUAGUUAGCCUAGUAUUAUUAUUAGUAGUAGUAGUAGUAGGCUAGUAGUAGCAGUAGUAGUAGUAGACUACGAGUAGUUGUAGGCUAGUAUUAUUAUUAUUAGGCUGAACUUUAAAAGCACAAAGGAUAACCAUAGCCAGCUUAUAAUAUACAAUUAUACUAACAAUAAUAAAAAUAGGCUACUUAUGUCAGUAAUAUAACAAGAACAGAAUAUAAUGAUAACAUCUGCGUUAGAUGUUGUUUCUUAGCCUACUCAAUUUCAACACUACAAUUGUGAUAACAGAUUGAAUAUGUCUAAUUCCUCAAGCGAGUCAUUCAUGUUAUUGCCACGUUUUCUAAUAUUCACAGACUCAGAAGAUUUGUCAUCAAGUGAACGAAAACUCUCAAAGAACUCAUUAAGCCAGAGCAAGAAACGGAAGAAAAGAAGGCACCGGUAGGUGUUGCAUUCCAACACAUCAUAGGCCUAUUAUUGUUGAUCAGAACGCUAUAGUCUAAUAACUUAUAAUUCUGAAGCUCACGUUUCAUCUUUUUUUUUUGUGGCCUAACGACACUCGUUUUUUGUUUAGGGCUUUUGAACUGUCUUAAUUCAAGAACAACUAUUUUGGAUUUUGUGAAGGCUAUUAUAACAAGAUUGAAAAAGUAGAAAAUGUAUUGAAGUAUUGAAAAAGUAGCCUAUCCUAAUUACUGAGAUGACAAACAGCUUGUCCAUGGCCAAUAUUAAUAACCUUGUAACAAACAUGGAAUUAAAUUGAAUAGGGUCUAGGCCUAGAUGUUUAAAAAGUUAAUAAACAUGAUUUUUAUGCAAUUAAGCUUACAACGCAUUUCCUUAUUUAAUAGCCUUUGCAUUCCAAUUUUCCCAUAUAGCAACUGAAUGAUUUAGGCCUACAGGUGUGAAUUUACAGGCUAGCCUACACUAACAUUUCCGUAUUUUUUAAUACAUUUUUGUUAAUUCAUUUUGAUGUAUAUAUUUUUUGAGGUAUGAAAGCAUUAGCGUUUUGUUGCGAAUCAACCCGGGUCAAUUCAUCAUGCAAGGCCUAUUUUGAAUAUAGACUUUUUACCAUCGAGUGUAUAGGCCUAAUAGUACACCAUAUGGACAUAGCCUACCUUUUAUUUAUUACAAGUUUCAUAAUGAUAUAGGCUUAGUCUGUGAAGAUUGUAUUAUUCCUUGAUGAGACAUUGAAAUGGAAAAAUAUCAUUUCCUUUCUACCAGCAUAAAAUAAGAAAAGGGAUUAGACUCAGGGUUCUUCAAUUCCGGUCCUGGAGGGCCGAAACACUUCUGUUUUUUAUUUCUACCUGGUAGUUAAUUGCACUCACCUGGUGUCCCAGGUCUGAAUUAGCCCCUGAUUAGAAGGAGAGGAUGAAAAACAGAGGUGUUUCGGCCCUCCAGGACCGGAAUUGAAGAACCCUGGAUUAGAGCCUGCUAAAUGUUUUGCUAAGAUUUUUUUUAUUAAUCCACUUAUUUGUACUCACUUACUGAAUGCAUGAAAAUGCUGCAAUAUCCCUACACAUUGCUUUCUGGCUUACAUGCAUUGGCUACUGAAUACUUUCUAUUGUAAUGAAAUAAUAUGAUCUAGCAGCUGCUUUUGGAUGACAUGUGGACGAGAGGGUCGCUGCAUAGAGUUAGGCCUUCUUUAUUUCUAAAAUGCACCAUUGUUUCGCAUGUACCUAAGAUUAAAUGCAUACCACCAAAACCUUUGAUAUAUAAGAUGUACGGGCAUGCAUUGGGCCAACGUGCAAAUGAAGGUGUGCAUUUGUACAUCUGAUCUGUUUAAAUGAAAAAUAGCCAACCGAGCUUGCCUAUUUAUUCACCUUACGACCAUUUUUUUAUGCACACAAUUUACAUAUUUAAUAUUUCUUCAGAACCAUAUUCACAUCUUACCAGCUUGAGGAGUUGGAGAAGGCCUUUAAUGAAGCCCACUACCCUGAUGUGUAUGCAAGAGAGAUGCUGGCUAUGAAAACAGAGCUUCCAGAGGACAGAAUACAGGUAUGACAGCAGGCUGUUCAUGUUGGCAGUUUUUUUUUAAUUGUAUAUCAUGUCAGAUAUAUAUAUCUUUUUAAACUUGAGUUCUUCCUCCCCAACACACAUUAAUUCAAUGUAUUAGCAUAAACUACAAUUGCAUUUAAAUGUCUCAAAACAGCAUUAUUCAUGUUUAUAGCCUAUUCUUUUUAUUUAUCUACUGGAUAAAAUGACUGGAAUAUUAUGUCAGAUAUUGUUUUUUACAUCAUACUCAGUGUCCUUACAAAGAAACUCAAACUGCCAUAUUAUGUUACUCUCCAAAAGAUGUACUACAGGAGAACCUGUGCUACUUGUAAAAGGUAUUUCUCCAAUGAAAUGUGAUUGUUAUUUUUUAUAUUUUUUAAAAAUAGAUUUUCUGCAUUCAUCUUAGAGCAAGCACUAUUGACAUGUGUCACUGGAUACAUUGGGACUGAUUGAUACAUUGGGACUGAUUGAUACAUUGGGACUGAUUGAUACAUUGGGACUGAUUGAUACAUUGGGACUGUGAUCUGCUUUUGGUAUUGGUAUUGUUAGCAUUAUUCUCUUGAAAAUAAUCAUAAUUCAAUUUACAUGAUAAUGGUUGUCAUUUUACUAACAAAUGAAUGAUCAGUUGGGCCUUAAAGCCGUUUUUAUAUAAAUAUCAAAUCAUUUCUGGCUAACAAUGAAGUACCUUACUGUAAUAGAUUUCCAUUCAAAUGGGCAAAAGUAGCUAUUUAGCAAAAAACGAUUUCUCAAGCAAGAAUUUUGCUAGGACUGUCUAGGAGUGGUCUGAGUGAGGAGGGGAAAACUAGCUGUUAUUGGCAGAGAGGUUUGGAACUCUCUUUGUUAUUGGUUUAUUAACCAAUUACCACAUGGUGAAGUCACCAUCGAAAGCCGAAACUCCUGCCCAUGCAAACCUGCUGAUUAGAAGGUCCUGUGUAGAUUGUAUUUUAAACCAGAAACUAUCAGGAAAUAACACUGAUCAAAAACAUUUACAUACACUUGUACAGUGCUAGUUUCAUCAGCUGUUGUACAAUAUGAUAUAAAACACAGGAAAAACAUUUACCUUUAAAUGUGGAAUAUCAUAUAAUUCCUUAAUGGGCAGAAGGUGUUUUUGGGGUCCAUGGACAGAGUAAAGUACACAAUUGGUGGCUGAAGAGGUUUAUGCAGUGUAGAACUCAGUUAAAGGCCCGAUGCAGCCGUUUUUAUCUCAAUAUCAAAUCAUUUCUGUGUAACAAUUAAGUACCUUAAUGUGAUUGUUUUCAAACAAAAAUAGCUUCUUAGCAAAAUAAAUUUCUCAAGCAAAAAUGUUGCUAGGACUAUCUGUGAGUGGUCUGAGUGGGCAGGGGAAAACUGAAAACUAUCUGUUAUUGGCAGAGAGGUUUGGAACUCUUUAAAUUAGUGUAACAAAUAACUUACCUCCUGGUCAGUGGAGGCUGCUGAGAGGAGAUCGUCUCAUAAUUAUGGCCGAAAUGGAGCAAAUGGAAUGGCAUCAAACACCUGGAAACCAUGUGUUUGAUGUAUUUGAUACCAUUCCACUCCAGUGCUCGUGGUGAUGUCAUCCCACCAAACAGGCUGACAUUUCAGGCAGUCUUUUCAAACAGCUCUUACACUAAAAGGGCAUUACCAUCAAUUUCACAGUAUUAUUCCAACCUCAUAGUGUGGAAAUAUACAGAAAACUGCCAAAAUAAAGAAACACUUGAGUAAAUUAGGUAUUCAAAUUAUAGCAGGUGCUUCCACACAGGUGUGGUUCCUGAGUUAAUUAAGCAAUUAAAACAUCCUGUCAUGCUUAGGGUCAUGUAUAAAAAUGCCCAGUUGCCCAUUAUUUUGGCUACCAUGGCUAGAAGAAGAGAUCUUAGUGACUUUCAAAGAGGGGUUUCAAAGGAGCAUAGUGGGUUUAAAGGGUGUGUGUGUGUGUCUCAGUCACCAGAUCUCAUCCCAAUUGAACACUUAUGGGAGAUUCUGGAGCGGGGCAUGAGACGGCGUUUUCCACCACUAUCAACAAAACACCAAAUUAUGGAAUUUCUCGGGGAAGAAUGGUAUCGCAUCCUUCCAAUAGAGUUCCAGACACUUGUAGAAUAUAUGCCAAUACGCAUUGAAGCUGUCCUGGCGCCUCUGGCGGCUUGUGAUGGCCCAAUGCCCUAUUAAGACACUUUAUAUUGGAGUUUCCUUUAUUUUGGCAGUUACCUGUAUAUAAAACACAGGAAAAUCACGCUUUUGACUGCACUGGGCCUUUACAUUGAAAUAGGCUCGUCUCAACUUGUAGGCAGGGCAGGCGUAUCUUUUUUUGCUUUAGCCGUGGGAUUUAAAUAGCCUAGGCCCAGACUAUAAAGCAGGUAUUAAAUAAACAAUGAAUUGCCUAGAAAAUGAAAAGUGGAGUGAUCUAGGCCUAGCCUACUCUGCACUUGACGAAAUAGUUAGCCCCAUAAUGUUUUACGGAGGAUGCAAGUGAGCCCACGUAAAUCGAUCAAUGAUGUCAAAGACACCUCUAGCAGCAUCCUCGCCAGAGCAGGUCAUCUCUCAUCAGGCGCAGUUGGAUGUGAAACAAUUUGUUCUCGGAGAGGAGCACUAACGACCUAAUCAAGCUAUCAAAGCGGAAGAAGAUUGCGGUGUGACCUGGACCAUCCAUCUGCCUGAGCGCCUUUUAAUUUCGUUCUCAUUACGGCUCUUCGCCGCGAAAAAAUAAUAAGGAAAUAAAUAAAAAAAACCGUAGGCUAUUCCAAUCCUAAAUAAAAUUAACACCCAAUUUUCUCAUAGAUUGUAAUUAGUUAAAUCAGACGAGCUUGCCUUGUUCCAGGGGGAGGCUUGCACGAGACGCGGGGAGUUCAAAUGAAAUAACUACAUUGAAUUUAUUAGCACGGGUCAAUAGCGCCGCUCCCCCGAGUCCAGCUCGUUUAAUUUCCCGUGAUAUUUGCCCGCCUGUCCACCAUCGAUUGGGCUUGAAAUUAACUUAUUUUUCAAUCAGCCUCGGCGUGCCCUAGGGGUCGCUUCUGCUUGCAGCUUCUCCCUCGGCUUCCUUUGAGGGCCAGAGAAGCAAUUUCUCAUAAAAAAGCAUCUUGUAUGAAAUAAGGGCUAUCAUCAGAAUUACCAGAAAAAAGGUUUUAAAUGGUUUUGAUCAUUUUCAAUUGAAUGUCUGGUCCCCCUCCACAGUCGAGACAUCUCUGUGCUUGCCCCUCUUCUUUUUUUGCACUCCACAUACAGCCAUCAGAAGUGGCCAAGGCUGUUUAACAGCUCUGUGUUGUGCUAUGAAAUCAAUUUGGCCUCUCACUGAGCUGACAGAUAGCCUGGGGCCCCAACCAGUAGUCAUGGAGUUCCACACUUGGCAGUGGGCAAGUGAAGUAUCUUAAUGUGUUAGUCACUAUCCAUCUACACUACCUCAGGCUGGAGGGAGAUAAAGACUGACAGAAGACAGAGAUCAUUCAGAGACCACCAGCAGCCUGUAUGGGAAAUCAAUGUGCUGAAUCAAAUCACAUCAGUUGUAUCUUAUAUCACCACACAUUACAUAAGAGAUCUUACAGAGAUCUCAAAACAAACACAACACUGAAGUGACUAUAAACUGGAAAUAUAGUGAGAGAAAUAAGACCCGAUUAAGUUAUGUAGUUUUCACAAAUUAUAUAACAGAAUUGGCAUAAAGGGCUAUUAGGUCUGCCAAAGAUUGGGAUGGAUUUUUCAAGGGGUGGACAACUGUGUCAUAAUGUGAUGUCAGUGCAAGAGUCAGUUAAGGUGGUGGUGUCUGUCAGUUAGUGGACUCAUUGAUGCUGCUAGUGUCAGUGUGUCUGAAUAUUGCUAGUUUCAGUGUUGAUCAGUGGUACUGAAUAAUUCCCCCUGGGUUACAGGUCUGGUUCCAGAACCGCAGGGCCAAAUGGAGGAAGAGGGAGAAGUGCUGGGGUCGCAGCAGUGUGAUGGCAGAGUAUGGGCUGUAUGGAGCCAUGGUCCGUCACUCUAUCCCCCUACCGGAUUCCAUCCUCAAGUCUGCCAAGGAUGGCAUCAUGGACUCCUGUGCCCCAUGGCUGCUUGGUAUGAGACUAAUGUUUUAUCUACACUCUAAAAAGUAAAGGUUCCUGGAGGAUCCUUUAGGGGUUCUUCAAAUUGAAACUGUGGGGGAACCCCUAUAAGUUCUUUGAAUAACUAUUUAAAAGGGUUCUUCAAAGAACCCCUUUCAAUGGAUCCUCAAAUAACCUUUUGAAGAACCUUUCGGGGUUCAUUUUGGAACUACUCCCCCCUUCCCUAUUAUUAUGAUUAUUAGUAAUAAAUACGCUUAACAAUAACAACAAUAACACAAUAUUUUAGUUGUCAGUGUUUAUUAGGAUUUUAGUGGCAAAGCAGAAUAAAAAAAAGAAAUACAAAGGUAAACUCCUAGCAGAGCCCCAAGUCCAAUGGUUAUAUCCUCUGGCAUGUUGAUCUUAAUGUGUUGAUGUUCUCCAUAUCCAUAGCCAGAAGGAUUUAGCAGUGCAUGGUGAUCUAACAGGUUUCCUAUUAUAUUCAUCAGAGGUGUAGGGAGGAUGAAGUCUGUGAAUCCAAAAAAUUGUAAUUAUACAGAUGAUUAACAAAACAUGCACACGACAGUAUUCAUACCUUGGCUUUUGAGGUAAAUGUGAAUGAAAAAACUGUUUUAAUAAUGGUUUUCAUACACAUACCUUGUCCAUAAUGUAGAGGCCUGUGGGAUAUUCAUUGUAGCGGUAAGAAAGGAGGAUGGUAAAUCUGAUCUGCAUAACAUACCAAUACCAACUGACAUACCUUUGUAUGCCUCCUCGUCUGUAUACCUGCAGACACAAACACACAAGUGAGCAGUUCAGUCAUCUGCACCCAACACAGCUAGCCUUCAACAUAUUCUUAUAGCCUACAAUACAUAUUCUUACCUCUUUGUUGAUUGAUAUCCAUUGAAUUGUGUCCAUUUUCUGUUUUAGAAAGAUUUGCACAAAUAUGAAAAGAUGGAUAGUGUCAUCAGAAAACAAUAUCAAUUUAGAUCAUACAAGGGACAAACCUUACCUUAAAUUGAGGAGAUCUUUAUAUUUUUCAGUUAAGUGCCUGCACCUGCUGUCCUUUCAAAUUCAAAUCCAAAUGUUUCAGUUGGGCAGUUAGGUUCCUGCAAGAACGCCCACCAACUUAGGAGGUUCCUCGAUGAACCCCACCUAUGGGGUUCUUGGAAGAACCUUUUGGGUGCAAUUUUCAGUGCCAAGAACCCUAAGGUUCUUCGAAGAACUUUGAAGAUCUUAGAAGAACCCUUAAUUUUUAGAGUGUACAGCAGGUUUCACCCUCCAUGCUUACUCUCAUUAUAUUCUCCACAAUCUACUUUUUUACUUGUGAUUGUGGGUUGUGUUCCUCGUCAUUCAGGGAAGAGGCCAAACAGACCAUUUCAUACUUGAUUUCAUAUUUUCAUCAAAUGACUCUGAAAUGAUCAAGAUAUCAUAUUGACUUAUUGCUUAGUGGGAAAAGAAACAAUUCAGCAAAUAUUUACUAUCAGUUUACACUUAUUAUGCAUCCUCAAUUUGAAGAUCAUAUUCCUAUAGCUAAAUCAGAACUAUUUCUUUGCUUACUAUUUUCAGUUCAAGAUGGCUUUCCAAUCAGCAGACGCUUUUCUAAAUCCGAAUACCCACAAUUCUUUACAGGGAUGCACAAAAAGUCCAUGGAGACCACGGUCGUCCAGCCAACAGGGAAGUCCGACGUUCCCCAGCAGCCAGCCAUUCAGAGGGCAGAAGAGUGCGACGUGGAGGAGAAGAGGGCGGAGGGCAAGUCACCGAUUUCCAAAGAGGAACUGAGGGAGAACAGCAUCGCAGCACUCAGGGCAAAAGCACAGGAGCACAGUGCCAAGGUGCUCGGGACUGUUACAUGCGAGAGACCAGAGAGCAAAGUGGAGAGACAGGCGACAGAGGAAAAAUCUAGUGGCCCUUUGAGUCCAGUGGAAGAGCCCAAGAGUCCAUAG
Messenger RNA from Coregonus sp. 'balchen', 8436 nucleotides. Lineage: Eukaryota; Metazoa; Chordata; Actinopteri; Salmoniformes; Salmonidae. The record is from the annotation of a GenBank genome assembly.